AUGGAACGUAUUUUUGAGGCAAAGGGGUGUCCAGAUGAUAGGAAGUUGGCCUAUACUCAAUAUCUGCUGACAGGAGAAGUUGGCCAUUGGUGGAACAACAUGAGAGCCAUCCUUGAGAGGCGUGGAACUCCUAUUACUUGGGAGUUAUUCAAGACCAAAUUUUACACAGAAUACUUCCCUGAUAGUGUCCGCUUUGCAAAAGAAGUGGAGUUUCUUGAGCUAACACAAGGAAACAGGUCGGUGACUGAAUAUGCCGACUGCUUUAAACACCUCCUUCGCUUCAGCACGGUGCAAGUGAAUGAAGAUUGGCAGUGCCGAAAGUUUGAGAAUGGUUUGAGGAAGGAUGUCAAGCUUAUGGUGAAGGGAUUACGCAUCCGAGAGUUUCCCGCCUUGGUGGAAAUGGCUAGGGACAUGGAGAAAACCAAGGGAGAACCUGAAGUGCAGCAGAGCCAGAGAGUCCAACCACUGAGGGUUGGCGGACCCGUAGUCUUCAGAGGGGGAUCCAGCUCGAGGACAACCCCUUUCUCUCGACCCACAUCUUUGGGGUCCAGGGGUUCUUCCUCCUCUUCUCAGCCCUCAGUGCAGCUGGGGCCACCCAGUUAUGCCAACCCUGUGAGAUGCUACAUGUGUGGAGGACCACACCUCCAGUCUGUGUGCCCUCGUCUGAUAGGGUACAAGAGGUGUAACCUUUGUAGGAGGGACGACCAUUAUGCUAGAGACUGCCCUACAGUCAGGAGGACCGGACCACCACCACCACGUCUAGCGGACAGAGCUAUUUAG
Vigna radiata var. radiata (mung bean) is the source of this 780-nucleotide messenger RNA. RefSeq lists its product as uncharacterized. The transcript has a single exon. The record is from RefSeq and is a predicted model, not a curated record. The coding region runs from base 1 to 780 and encodes 259 amino acids. Lineage: Eukaryota; Viridiplantae; Streptophyta; Magnoliopsida; Fabales; Fabaceae. Gene Ontology annotation, molecular function: nucleic acid binding; zinc ion binding.